Molecule: messenger RNA, 913 nt
Organism: Ziziphus jujuba (common jujube)
Lineage: Eukaryota; Viridiplantae; Streptophyta; Magnoliopsida; Rosales; Rhamnaceae
Product: CLAVATA3/ESR (CLE)-related protein TDIF-like
Exons: 1
Coding region: 192-581 (129 amino acids)
Biological process (GO): xylem development
Cellular component (GO): apoplast
Molecular function (GO): receptor serine/threonine kinase binding
Source: RefSeq, a predicted model, not a curated record
UUCAUAUAUACUUCCAUCUUAAGCUAGUUAAUUUGGUUCUCAGACAAAUGCGUAUCGAAUUUCAAAACCUCCUUUCCAUUCACUUUUGCUGAAGCUUCUCCUUCCUCUCACUCUCUCUUUGUUGCCUUUCUUUCUCUUUUCUCUUUCUCUUUGUCUCCUUUUUCUCUUUCUAUUAGCCUUGGAGCUGGUUCAUGGAUAUUGAAUCCUUGUGGGCUCUUGGGGGGUGGUUUCUUAUUCCAAUUUGCAUGGCAGCACCUAAAACAUCGUCUUCCAUCUUCGAAAUCAAUGCGAAAUUGCAACCUUUCCUUCUCUUCCUUGUCCUUUUCUUCGUUUUCCUUCUUCUUGUUAGUCCAUUAAAAUCAUCCACAAACCCAUCAUCAUCAUCAUCCAUGGCCUCCUCAAUUUCUUCCAAAAGGCUUCUUUUGGAUUCCUCUCCAUCAUCUGCAUCCGCUACAUAUGCCGCAAACUUGCACCCGAAGAAAGCUACCAAAUCGCGUACUUCUUCUUCGGAUUCAGCGAGAAGAGAAUUCGGAGCCGCAGCUCACGAAGUUCCUAGUGGCCCCAACCCAAUAUCAAACUAGGUUAAGUGGUAAAUUUGGAAGAAGAAGAUGCUGCAUCAUCAUGAACCAGUUGAGGGAGAGAAAGAGAGCAAACAUGAUGGGGUUCGCAACGGCAAGAGAGAUUUCAUUGGGGUUUUUCUUUUUCUUUUUUGUCAUCUUUGUAGUUAUUGUUUGAGUCCGCCAUUAAUACUGCUUUGUCGUCAGUGAGAGGUUUGUUACUCAUAUAUGGUUAUCGUCAUCAUGUUAGCAUUACUUUUUUUUUUUUCUUUUUUCUUUUUUUUUUCCGCUAGAAAUGUAUAGCAAGAGAUACUUAUAUAUUUUUCUAUAUUUAUGUAUCCUUCUUAUUUGUUUUA